UUUUUCUUAACUUUUCUCCUUUAGGUAUCUAACCCACCUCCAUGACUGGAUGAACCUAAACCUUGGGGUUUUGAACUAAGAGCCAACAAGGUGCUGUCCUUGGGUUUUGUUUUUUGUAAUACGCUAUUCGCAUACUUUGCCCAGCUUUUUGCCAUUAAAACCUGCACUGGAGUUUAAAAAAUGAAGCAGUUGAAAAGGAAAAGGAAAAGCAAUUUUAGUGUUCAGGAGACUCAGACCCUUUUGAAAGAAAUUACCAAAAGGAAAGAAGUCAUUUUUUCCAAGCAGCUCAACACGACGAUAAAUGUGAUGAAGCGAAUGGCCUGGGAGGAGAUUGCGCAGUGCGUAAACGCUGUCGGGGAAGGAGAGCAGAGGACCGGAACCGAGGUGAAGAGGCGGUACCUCGACUGGCGCGCGCUCAUGAAAAGGAAGCGAAUGAAGGCCAAUAUGAAGCUGGUUGGUUCUGGGUUUCCUCUGCCCACGUCUGAUUUAGAUGACUCUCUCACUGAAGAGAUAGAUGAAAAAAUUGCGUUCCGAAAUGAUGCGAAUUUUGACUGGCAGAAUGUGGCAGAUUUCCGGGAUGCAAGUGGAUCCCUAACUGAGGUCAAAGUGGAAGAGGAAGAAAGGGAUCCGCAGAGCCCAGAUUUUGAGAUUGAGGAGGAGGAAGAAAUGUUGUCGUCCGUCAUCCCAGAUUCCAGGAGGGAGAGUGAGCUCCCUGACUUCCCUCACAUUGACGAGUUUUUCACCCUCAAUUCCACACCAUCCAGAGCCACCUACGAUGAGCCACAUCUGCUCCUGAACAUAGAGAAACAGAAGCUGGAGCUGGAAAAACGCCGACUGGAUAUCGAAGCCGAGAGGCUGCAGGUGGAGAAGGAGCGGCUGCAGAUCGAGAAGGAGCGCCUGCGUCACCUGGACCUGGAGCAUGAGCGCCUGCAGCUAGAGAAGGAGCGGCUGCAGAUCGAGAGAGAGAAGUGGAGGCUGCAGCUGGUCAACACUGAGAAACCGGCCCUAGAAAACGAACUUGGCCAGGCGGAGAAGUCCAUGCUGCUGCCACAGGACGUAGAAGCAGAGAAGCUGAAACUUGAGCGAGAGCGCUUGCAGCUGGAGAAAGAUCGCCUGCAGUUUUUGAAGUUCGAAUCGGAGAAGCUACAGAUCGAAAAGGAGCGCUUGCAGGUGGAGAAGGAGAGACUGCGGAUUCAGAAGGAAGGGCAUUUGCCUUGACUGCUCUUGCUCCUUUGCCCACCAA
Messenger RNA from Acomys russatus (golden spiny mouse), 1243 nucleotides. RefSeq names its product Myb/SANT DNA binding domain containing 4 with coiled-coils (gene Msantd4). Lineage: Eukaryota; Metazoa; Chordata; Mammalia; Rodentia; Muridae. The transcript is spliced from 2 exons. The record is from RefSeq and is a predicted model, not a curated record. Bases 181 to 1218 code for a protein of 345 amino acids.